Messenger RNA from Branchiostoma belcheri (Belcher's lancelet), 2725 nucleotides. Its product is annotated as GMP synthase [glutamine-hydrolyzing]-like. Bases 103 to 2181 code for a protein of 692 amino acids. Gene Ontology annotation, biological process: GMP biosynthetic process. The record is from RefSeq and is a predicted model, not a curated record. Gene Ontology annotation, molecular function: GMP synthase activity; GMP synthase (glutamine-hydrolyzing) activity; ATP binding. Lineage: Eukaryota; Metazoa; Chordata; Leptocardii; Amphioxiformes; Branchiostomatidae. Gene Ontology annotation, cellular component: cytosol. The transcript is spliced from 19 exons.
CCGACCUGAGGUUGGGAAAUUUUGGCGGGGACGAAGCAGCAUAAUUUUGGGUUUCUUGAUUCUCUCCCACCUUACAGAUUCAACAUAGGGACUCGAGGAAGCAUGGCCUUCUGUAACGGCAAGGCAGCCGCCGGGGAUGCCUUGAGCCAGGUGGAAGACAUGGAGAAAGUCGUUGUCUUAGACGCUGGUGCCCAGUAUGGGAAGGUGAUUGACAGGAAGGUCCGUGAGCUCUGUGUGGACUCGGAGAUCCUCCCGCUGGAUACCUCGCCGGACAAGAUCAAGGAGGCAGGAUACAGAGGUAUCAUCAUCUCAGGAGGCCCCAUGUGUGUGAAUGAUGAAGAUGCUCCCAACUAUGAUCCUGGUAUCUUCACCAUGGGGCUGCCUGUCCUGGGCAUCUGCUAUGGCAUGCAGAUGCUGAACUCCACGUUUGGCGGCAGUGUCCAGGGAAACACAGGUCGGGAGGACGGACAGUUUACCAUCAACGUGGAGACAUCGGCUCUGCCCUUCAAGGGAUUAAAGAAGGAACAGAAAGUUCUCCUGACCCACGGGGACAGCAUUGACAAGGUCGCAGAUGGCUUCAAGGUCAUCGCAAAGUCUGGGAAUAUUGUUGCAGCUAUUGCUGAUGAGAAAAGGAGACUAUAUGGAGUACAGUUUCAUCCAGAGGUGGACCUCACAGAAAAUGGCAAACAAAUGCUGAAGAACUUCCUGUUCCACGCCUGUGGCUGCCAUGGCACCUACACCAUGACGUGUCGUGAGACCAGCUGUAUCCAGGAGAUCCAGGAGGUGGUGGGGAAACACAAGGUGCUGGUACUGGUCAGUGGGGGGGUGGACUCUGCAGUGUGUGCCGCCCUGUUACAUAAGGCCCUGGAUAAAGACCAGGUGAUUGCAGUCCACAUAGAUAACGGUUUCAUGAGGAAGAACGAGAGUCAGAUGGUCUACGACUCGCUGACCAGACUGGGACUGGACCUCAAAAUGGUAAAUGCAGCGCACCAGUUCUACAAUGGUAAAACCUACGUCCCAAUCAACAAGGCUGAUCCUAAAGGGAAGAAGCGGGAGACAGAACAGCUCAACAGAACAACAAAUCCUGAGGACAAGAGGAGAAUAAUCGGGGACACAUUCAUGAAGGUAGCAGAUGAAGUCAUCUCUGAGAUGAACUUGAACCCAGAAGAGGUAUUCCUUGCACAAGGUACCCUGAGGCCUGACCUGAUUGAGAGUGCCUCCACCUUAGCUAGUAAGAACGCAGACGCCAUCAAAACACAUCACAAUGAUACCAACUUGGUACGGGAACUUAGGGAAAAGGGUCGUGUAGUCGAGCCGUUGAAGGACUUCCACAAGGAUGAAGUGCGGGCGAUCGGGCGGGACCUGGGUCUGCCUCCUGACCUGGUGCAGAGACAUCCCUUCCCAGGCCCAGGCCUUGCUAUCCGUGUGAUCUGUGCAGAUGAACCGUACCACUGUGAUGACUACAACGAGACUCACACCAUCCUCAGACUCAUCGUCAAGUUUGCCGACACGCUAGAAAAGGUAGUUAACUAUCCCCAUGCCCUGCUUCAGCGAAUCAAGAACAGUACUACAGAAGAGGAGAGAAACAUGCUGGCCUCCAUGACCAGACAACACCCCAUGAUGUCUACUCUGCUGCCUAUCAAAUCUGUUGGAGUCCAGGGUGAUGCCAGAACCUACAGUUACGUGGCUGCCAUCUCCUCCAGUGAACCUCCCCACUGGCCGACCCUCUUCAAACUGGCCAAGAUCAUCCCCAGGAUAUGUGGCUGUGUUAACAGGGUUGUGUUCCUGUUCGGUGAUCCCAUUAAGGACAUCAUACCUGACGUGACGCCGACAUUCCUGACUACCGGCGUGCUCAGUACGCUACGUCAGGCCGACUACCUCGCCAAGAAAGUGCUCCAAGAAAGUGGUCAUGCGUCGACCCUGAGUCAGAUGCCCAUCAUCCUGGUGCCGCUGCAUUUUGGCCGUGACGCGAUCCUGCGCCAGGCGUCGUGUCAACGCUCUGUCGUCAUCAGAACCUUCAUCACUAACGACUUCAUGACGGGAAUACCCGCCACACCCGGCGACCACAUACCUGUGGAGCUGGUGAGCAAGAUGGCGGAAGAGAUCGAGAAAGUUCCGGGGAUUUCCCGCGUGAUGUACGACAUGACGUCUAAACCGCCCGGCACCACCGAGUGGGAAUAGGGUCCACCUUCCCAGUUUGGAGAUUCGAAGAUUUCAGUUUCAUUAAAAUCAUUCACGUGGCUUCCAGCCUAGAUUUUCCUGGUAGAAAGCAUUACAGGGAUAAUGUACAAGUAGUGUAAGUCUACUGUAGUGUUAAGAAAAUGUACAACAAGUCAUCAUAGUUCUAUACCUAUCUAGAGUCUCUGCAUAUGUCCUUGCCUUCAUGAUGUUAUUCUGACAUCCACCUUUCUUUGAUAUGAGAUAGUUGUCACUGCUUCUGGGACUAAAGCCUAGGAAUAAAAUGUUGUGUUUCCAGUGUCCUGACCAACCCUAGAAAAAAAGCCAUGCUUUUGUUAAGGAAGGGCCAUAAAAUUUUCGUUUGACAUCUGAAAUUCAAAGCAAGUUGUUGUUGUUGUUUCAGGAAACUUGGCGAAAUAUUUUCGCUCAAUCAAAUGGAGGGAUGGGUCCAGGAGAAAGUCCUUAUGCAUUGUUUUAACAAUUUAAAAAUUGUAUUUUCUAUUAUUAGGCCACACCAAUUUAAUUUGUUGGUUCUCGGAUUCGCCUC